GUGUUUUAGUAUGUUUGUUUACAUUUCCAUGGUAGAGAACGGAAAUGUAAAGCGAAUAUAUAUGUAAUCAUGGCAUCUAUUAAUUAUAAUGGAAGCAAUUUUUUUCGUCAGCGUCUUAUUCUUUCAACUUUAUGUGGUCGACCCAUAGUUAUUAGAAAUAUACGCGAUACGAGUGACGAACCUGGUAUUAACGACUAUGAAGAUAGUUUUUUGAAGCUACUAGAUCUUAUAACAGAUGGAUCAGUUAUUGUGGUUAAUGAAACUGGUACAACAGUGAAAUACACCCCUGGGAUUUUGUUAGGUGGAAAACUGCAACACAACUGUUGCAUUCAAAGAUCAAUUAGCUAUUAUUUAGAGCCAUUACUAUGUCUUGCUCCAUUUUGUAAAAAGCCACUCCACAUCACCUUGAAAGGUGUAACCAAUGACAACAUGGAUCCAACAGUGGAUGCUAUCAAAUUAUCAUCCUUGCCUGUUUUAAAGACGUUCAUCAUUAAAGAUGAUGAUUUGGAAAUUAAAAUAAUUAGUCGAGGAAUGGCACCUGAAGGAGGUGGUGAGGUUUUAUUUCGUUGUCCUGUUGUGAAUUACAUUCGUCCAGUUAAAUAUCUGGACACUGGCAAAGUUAAAAGGACGGGUGUAGCAUAUUCUGUACGUGUAUCACCUGCUAUGGCCAGUAGAAUGGUUGAUACUGCAAAAGGCAUUUUGCUGAAAUUUCUUCCUGAUGUUUAUAUUUAUACAGACCACUAUAAGGGUAAAAAUUCAGGAAAAUCACCAGGUUUUGGUUUAACUUUAGUAGCAGAAACUAUAGCUGGUGCUUUCUAUUGUGGUGAAGCAGUUUCAAAGCCUUCAGGAUCUGGAGAGGCUUUCAUUGUUCCUGAAGACAUAGCUAAACAGGCUUGUCAUAAUCUUCUAGAGGAAAUUUAUCGGGGAGGAUUUGUUGAUUCAAAUAAUCAGAGUUUAGCAUGUUUGUUUAUGGCACUGGGAACAACUGAUGUAUCCAAGCUGAAAACAGGGCCUUUAUCACCAUAUACGAUACAAUUUUUACGGCAUAUUGAAGAUUUCUGUCAGCUACGAAUGAAAUUGGAAACAGACGAGAAUGAAAAACUGCAGUUAGGAACUCACAAAGUCAUCUUGACAUGUGUGGGAAUUGGCUAUACAAAUAUUAGCAGACCUGUAAAAUAAUAUUUAUGUGUAUAUUUGUUUUGAUAAUAAAAAAUAUUAUUUUAA
Molecule: messenger RNA, 1224 nt
Organism: Stegodyphus dumicola
Lineage: Eukaryota; Metazoa; Arthropoda; Arachnida; Araneae; Eresidae
Gene: Rtc1
Product: RNA terminal phosphate cyclase 1
Biological process (GO): endonucleolytic cleavage of tricistronic rRNA transcript (SSU-rRNA, 5.8S rRNA, LSU-rRNA); ribosome biogenesis
Cellular component (GO): nucleolus
Molecular function (GO): RNA endonuclease activity
Source: RefSeq, a predicted model, not a curated record